AUGCCGCCGAAAAAAGCGGGAACCCAAAAAGGUCCGAAAAAGCUAACGGAAGAGCAGAAACAACGGAAUUUGUUCAAUCGACGAAAAAAGGAGUCUCACUUCUGUGUAGUGAACGAGUAUCAUGAAUAUUCACUUUUUGCAUCGAGAUACGACAGACCUGAACCAAAGUUCAAGGAGAAGAAGGUUCCUCAGAAAAAACCACAACAAUCGAAGAGAAACGUUUUUCCUGACGUUAGUGUCGAACAUGUUUCAAGUGAUGAGGAAGACGCGGGCAACUUUGAAAUCCCCGAUAAAGUUGACGACGAAGAUGAACAAUACCGGAAGCUCGCUGCUCAGUAUAACGUCUCUGAGUAUUCUUCUAUGGAGGUGUACAACGAGGAAGGGUUUCAAUGUGAAUGGAAUGGGAGAGGAAGAUUCGUUAAGAAAGAAGCUCAGCCUCCUCCGGAAUCUAGACCAGGCCCGAGUGUGGAGACUGUUGGAAAUUUUCCAAUGAUGAACAAACCAGCCAAGAAGAACGAGGUUAUUGCUACUAUGAAGAAAGCGAAGAAAGCAGAUGCUCAGGCACUUGUGUCGAAGCCGGUCCUAAACUUCAAAAUGUCAGCUUGUAUGACAUUCCAACUGAAUGUCGCAAAAGCUAGAAGUGGGUUUUUGAUCACAUUUCAGAAAACUUCACCUUUGAUUUCAGAGAUAGCAGAAGAAAAUAGAAGGCCUCCAGAAUUCCGCGUAUUCAAUACACCAACGAGAAAUAGGAUUCUGACCAGUCGAAUGAAUAAUAGUCAGUAUCCACCGCAAAGUGAUCGGCCAUUGAUGCUCAGCUACACUCCGCCUCGUGAGAAUCUGACGCAAGAUAUCGAAAACAUCGAUGGUUCCUUAAAUUUCGAUCCCAAAGCAUUUAGUACACCGAUUGAUAAGGAACCGAAAACCAAGAGAAGGACACAUCGUUUUUUAGACGAUUCGUAUGAAGACGAACCGGAGAGAUAUGAACCAGAAGAAGAAGUUUUUAAUGAGCCUUCCGAGUUUCCUGAAAAAACAAAUAACGAAAAAUCUAUGGAAAUUCAUCAUCCAGUUCAAAUUUCCACAUUCGAUCCUACAAGAGAAAUUGAGAAAGAAGAACCUGAAAAAUUGUCGUCUUCUAUCAAUAGAAAAGCGGAGACGUCGGUUACGGAGUUGCUCGAAGACGCCGAAGAAGACAAUGAAGCUUCCAAAUUGCAACCAGAUGAGAGUAAAUACGCAAAAAAGCGCCAGAGAACCGCAAGUCCAGAGACGAUGUGUCAAGGUGCAUCCACUCUAAUGAACACACAGAAUGAUGGUUUAGAUCUGGGAUUAGACUUGAUGAGUGGAGUAAAUGAUAAAGAAGAAGAAGCAGCCAGAGUGAAAAAACGAGGAACUCUGCAACCACAGAAAAGACAACUAGAUAGAGAAUCUCGUUGCCCCCGCCAGUCAACUAUGUCUAUUGGUUCUAACAACGAUUCUAUCAUGAGUGCAAUGGAAGAAAUGUCAUUGGACCAGAAACUAAUGGAUACACUGGGAGAUGAUUUGGGACAAUCGAAUCUCACAGAAUCGAGAGCUGAGUCACGGAAUGCGCCGACAGCGAUGACGAUUCGUCAUGAAGAUGAAAGUGUUAUUCCUUUCUAUCUAGCUGAUGCCACAGUGCAUGUGGAGCCGACGACCAUGCUCCAACUCCUUCACGUCGCUGGACAAAAAGAAAUCAAAACAUGGAAUGAUUUACCGCAAACAGCCUUCAAACCUCGAACGAUUAAGAAGCUAGGAGAAGGUUCCUACGGAGAAGUGUUUGCCACAAACUGGGAUGGGGAAAAAGUGGCAAUCAAGGUUGUUCCAUUCGAAGCAGACAAAAAUAAUCGUUUGUACACUGGAGAAUAUCAUUCCGAACAGAUGCAACCGGCAGACGAAAUUCUUCCUGAGUUGAUCGUGAUGAAAGAGCUGAAUCAGCUUCGCGAUAUGGAUGGAGUACACUCAACACCGAACUUCAUUAAAUUGAUUUCAGCAGAAAUCGUUGUCGGAGAAUUUCCAUCUGGAAUGUUGAAAGCAUGGGAACGCUACGCGAAAACAGUCAAAGAAUCCGAGAAUACUCAUCCGAAGAUCUAUUCAUCAGAGCAGCAGAAAUCGAUUGUCUUCGUCUCGGGAAAUGGAGGAAUUGCACUUGAAGACUUUGUUUUGAAAAGCGAGGAAGAGAUUUUUUCGAUUCUUCAUCAAAUUAUCAUUUCCAUGAUGGUUGCUGAAGAAGCUCUCUCGUUCGAACAUAGAGACUUGCAUCUUGGAAACAUUUUGAUCGAUCGGAAUGGAGAUCAGGAAGUGCUUUAUAAGUUUAAUAAUGAGAAGUUCGCUUUAAAAACACAUGGACUCAAAGUGAGCAUUAUCGACUUCACAUUGAGUAGAAUCUCAAAAGAAGGCACAACCGUCUACCUUGAUCUCGAAAACGAUCCCGAUAUAUUUAAGGGAGAGGGAAAUCCGCAAUUCGAUGUUUAUCGUCAAAUGCGAGAGAAUAACGGAGGAGAAUGGAUGACUUUCAAUCGUCGAACCAACUUAAUGUGGAUUGUUUACAUUGCCAACAGUCUCACAGACGAUCCGAUAUGUCCGGAGGGAUUGAUUACAGAUGAACGGAAGGAAGAACUUCGACAGUAUUUCGCUGAGCUUGGAUCAUUCGAUACGUGCUGUGAUUCACUAACAACUGAAUCAUUCUUCGAAAAGUUCUACGACGGCUACGUUGGAGCAAUCAUCCAGGAUUCUGAAGAAUAG
Molecule: messenger RNA, 2757 nt
Organism: Caenorhabditis briggsae
Lineage: Eukaryota; Metazoa; Nematoda; Chromadorea; Rhabditida; Rhabditidae
Exons: 9
Coding region: 1-2757 (918 amino acids)
Biological process (GO): mitotic cell cycle; intracellular signal transduction; protein phosphorylation
Cellular component (GO): cytoplasm; nucleus
Molecular function (GO): histone H3T3 kinase activity; ATP binding
Source: RefSeq, a predicted model, not a curated record